Molecule: messenger RNA, 807 nt
Organism: Oppia nitens
Lineage: Eukaryota; Metazoa; Arthropoda; Arachnida; Sarcoptiformes; Oppiidae
Product: endonuclease V-like
Exons: 2
Coding region: 55-807 (250 amino acids)
Biological process (GO): DNA repair
Cellular component (GO): nucleolus; cytoplasm
Molecular function (GO): RNA endonuclease activity producing 5'-phosphomonoesters, hydrolytic mechanism; single-stranded RNA binding
Source: RefSeq, a predicted model, not a curated record
GUUUUUAAAAAAAAAAAAAUUAUUCGUUUUGUGCUUAAAUUGAAUAAAAAUAAAAUGUCUGAAAAUUAUAAUAAAACUAUUGAGGACUUGACUGAAGAGUUUAUGAAAAUACAGAUAGAGUUGAGUGAGAAAGUGAUAACACAAGACAGCGAUGACUGGAUGUCUGAUUUGAAUAGUUGUGAUUUGAUCGCAGGUUUAGACAUCUCGUACUCGAAGACCGACAGUUGUUUAGGUUGUGUGUCGUGUGUUGUAUUGGAUGCCAACAAUCAGUUCGCUAUUGUCUACGAAAACAAUUCAAUUAUACGACUAACCAAUCAAUAUAUCGCAGGAUUUCUGGCAUUUCGUGAAAUUGAAUUUUUAGUCAAAGAAUAUGAAACUUUGAAACAAAAUCAACCAAAACUAUUGCCAAAGAUUUGGCUCAUCGAUGGUAACGGUUUACUACAUCCGCGAAAGUUUGGUUUGGCCUCACAUUUUGGUGUACUUACCGAUACUGCUGUCAUAGGUGUGGCUAAAAAUCCGUAUUACAUGAGUUUUGUUGACCAAUCUGUCAAAGAUGAACACAAGAGACGGAUAUUAAGUUUACAGAAAAUUGGCGAUCAGUUUGAUAUCAAAAACAGUUCCGGCGAUGAAGUCAUAGGAGUGGCUCUUAAGACUCGCAAUGAUUGCAAAAAUCCUGUUUAUGUAUCGAUCGGACAUAAAGUAUCGUUAGAGACGGCCAUUCAAGUGGUACUCAAGUGUUGUCUCUAUAGAGUUCCCGAACCCAUCCGUCGGGCGGAUAUUAUUUCCAGACAGCAAAUUAAUAAAUAA